Molecule: messenger RNA, 1042 nt
Organism: Seminavis robusta
Lineage: Eukaryota; Bacillariophyta; Bacillariophyceae; Naviculales; Naviculaceae
Source: the annotation of a GenBank genome assembly
UUCCGAGAAAACGUGGCAGAACACCAUCGUACGGGUUUUUUUCUUUUUUUCUGCUGAAUCAGCGGGCUAUCAUCAGAUCCUGCAAACCCAGACCAUUGGAUCUCACAAUUUCUACAAACUACAAAAGAAAUAUCCAACAACUCAACAACAUCAAAAUGAAGUCUGCCAUUGCUUUCCUUGCCCUCGUUGCUGGUUCCGCCACUGCUUUCACACCAGAGACUCUCCCUGGUGCUCUUGCCCCCAUGGGAUUCUUUGAUCCUCUUGGAUUUGCUGCCAAGGCUGAUGUCAACACCCUCAAGAGGUACCGUGAAGCAGAGCUCACUCAUGGCCGUGUUGCCAUGCUUGCCACUGUCGGAUUCCUUGUUGGAGAAAAGGUUGAAGGGACCUCUUUCCUCUGGGAUGCCUCUGUGACUGGACCUGCUAUUACCCACCUUGAACAGGUACCUCCCCUCUUCUGGGCCUUGUUGGUUACUGGAAUUGGUGCUGCUGAACAACAGCGAGCUGAAAUUGGCUGGGUCGAUCCUGCUGAUGUCCCUGUUGACCAACCUGGUCUUCUCCGUGAUGACUACACCCCUGGUGACAUUGGAUUUGACCCCCUUGGUUUGAAGCCAACUGAUCCAGAAGAGUAUUUGAUCAUGCAGACCAAGGAAUUGCAGAAUGGACGCUUGGCUAUGCUUGCUGCAGCUGGAUUCAUGGCCCAGGAGUUGGCUGAUGGAAAGGGAAUUCUUGAGCACCUUGGAUACUGAUUUGGGAUUGAAACAAGAUAGAUGUAAUCUGUGACAAGAAAUAUUUAAUUAAAAAGAGAUGUGAUGAUGCUGAUGCUUUGAAAUCCAGGAUCACCGUGUAGUUAACCUUUGAAAAGCUCACUAAGAAGGGGCAAAAUUCUACUGAGGACAGCACAUUUGUAGUGAGGACAGCACAGUUGUAGUUUGAUACAGCGAUGUCUUCUUCUCUUUGGUGUUAUGUUUGAACUUUGAUGUCUCAACUGUGCUACAAUGGGAGCAGCGAGAUUAACUCUAUACAAUCAUCAUUACUCAGUACC